AACACUUGAGUUUUUAUUGUGGGGCUGGUGAUGACCAAAGAUCUUUAAAUCUCUUCUCUGACCAAACUCUGCCACCCUCUACAGAAGCAUCAAAGCAGCCCUAAUAGGUCCCAAGUUAGGAUUUUUCUCUCAUAUUCAUUCUUCCUACCUUUCUCUUCAUCCUUCCCUUACAAAUUAUCAAAAGAAAGGUAGUUAUCGAAGGAAUUGCUUUCAAAUUGAAAAUUUUUAGGGUUUCUUGGAUUGGGGAUAUUGUGGUUCAGGGGUUUUUGGGAUCAGCAACAGCAGCAGCAGAAGUGGCAGGAAUAUCAGAUUUCAGGCUGCAGAUGAAGAACAACUAGGGACAACAACACCAUCACCAAGAGCUUUUGAUUAUUACAAGGAAACUAGUGCUAAAAAUCAAGCAAUAACUUUUGGAAGAGCAAACCAAGAAGCAGAUUAAGGUGUCGUUUGGUUCACGGAUUUCCAUAUAAAUCUGGACAAUCCACAGAAGCCCAUCCACCAAAUUAUACAAGAAACACAAGAACAACAACAGUUUCUCCAAAACCAGCAGCAUGGCGCGGCCUUAAAUUCUUACGGAACAGAACAAAGUCCGGGACACAACAUCAUAGAGUAUGCGAAACACAGAGAUAGAAAGGUAAUGAGGAGUAGCGCUGGAGGAGAGAUUGUGCAAGUCCAAGGAGGCCACAUUGUGCGCUCAACGGGGCGUAAAGAUCGGCACAGCAAGGUCUAUACUGCAAAAGGUCCAAGAGACCGCAGGGUUCGAUUAUCAGCACACACCGCGAUUCAAUUCUACGAUGUUCAAGAUCGGCUAGGCUAUGACAGACCGAGUAAAGCUGUAGAUUGGCUAAUCAAGAAGGCGAAAAACGCCAUUGACAAGCUUGCUGAGUUACCUCCAUGGCACCCGAAUAUUGGUACUAAUGCAGCAGCAGACCAAGAUGGUGGUAAUAGUGACAUGCCAAUGGGAGAGCAAUCGGAGUUUUCCGGGUAUAGUUUUCAACUUCAAAGGCAAUUAAGCGAUAACAACAACAACAAUAAUAAUCAUCCAGGAAAUGAUCAUGAAUCGUUUAUCGCGCCUCAUUUAGAUCCUAAUAUUGGUAUUGAUACCAUGAAAUCUUUCUUCCCAACAAGUUCCACAACCUCAUCAAUCAAUUUCCAGAGCUACCCACCUGAUAUCAUCUCAAGAAAUCAAAACCACACUGAAGAUCUUGGCUUGUCUCUCCAUAGUUUCCAGGACCCCGGUCUAAUUCAUGGCCAUUCACAAGGAGAGACAACCCACACAAACCCAACUGGUCAGACCCUUUUUGCAGGUUCAGCUCCAGUUGGGUUUGAGGCCAAUUUUCACAGAAUGAUGCCCUGGAACACUCACUCUGGAACAGAACACAGAGGCGGCAACGGCGGCGGGUUUUUAUUUAAUUCGCCAGCAUUGCCACCACAAGAACAGCAACAUUUGCUGGGCCAUAACUCAGCAUUUUCACAGAGGGGACCCCUUCAGUCCAGUUUUUUACAAUCCAUCCGCAGCUUGGAUGAUCUUGCUAGUGAACAUCAUAGAAGGCAAGCAAUGGAGCAAUCUUCAAUCUUUGGCACCAGGUUUGCAUCGGAUGGAAUGUCAGGAUUCAGUAUUCCGGCAAGAAUUCACGGCGAAGAGCACAAUUUUGUUUCAGAUAGACCAUCCUCCUCUUCUCCCAAUUCUCACCGUUGAGUUUUCAAAAGACUGUCAAUGAUGGUCGAAUUGAAGACAUUGAAGGAGAAAUUCCAGACAAGUUAAUGGUUAGUUCCUACAUGGUUAAGAUGAAUCCAUGCUUGAUUGUUCCUUUAUUUACUUGCUAUUUUGAUUCAACUUUGUUUUGGAUUGUUAUGAUAUUGCUGUUAGUUUUUGGAUUCUGAUGUUAUGGUCAUUAAGUUUCAAUUACAUUAGAAUGCAAGUUGUA
Messenger RNA from Tripterygium wilfordii, 1928 nucleotides. RefSeq names its product transcription factor TCP4-like. Bases 638 to 1699 code for a protein of 353 amino acids. Gene Ontology annotation, cellular component: nucleus. Gene Ontology annotation, biological process: regulation of secondary shoot formation. The transcript has 2 exons. NCBI's taxonomy places the organism in Eukaryota, Viridiplantae, Streptophyta, Magnoliopsida, Celastrales, Celastraceae. The record is from RefSeq and is a predicted model, not a curated record. Gene Ontology annotation, molecular function: DNA-binding transcription factor activity; sequence-specific DNA binding.